Messenger RNA from Cornus florida, 1500 nucleotides. RefSeq names its product omega-hydroxypalmitate O-feruloyl transferase-like. The record is from RefSeq and is a predicted model, not a curated record. Gene Ontology annotation, molecular function: acyltransferase activity, transferring groups other than amino-acyl groups. The transcript is spliced from 2 exons. Bases 14 to 1348 code for a protein of 444 amino acids. NCBI's taxonomy places the organism in Eukaryota, Viridiplantae, Streptophyta, Magnoliopsida, Cornales, Cornaceae.
UGCAUUUCUUGUAAUGGCGUAUGGUGGUAGUAACUCUAUGUUUGAAGAACUGAUUGUGAAGAAAGGAGAGCCAACCCUAGUUCCUCCUGCAGAGGAGACGGAAGAGAAGGGUCGACUAUUCUUUCUCUCCAACCUCGACCAAAACUACCAGGUCUCAGUUCCAACCAUUUACUGCUUUAAAUCAACAGAAGAGGGUAAAGGCAACGAGAAAGCUGCGGAAGUAAUCAAGGAGGCCUUGUCAAAACUUCUCGUUCACUACUACCCAGUUGCCGGCCGACUCACAUUCGGCUCCGACGGAAAGCUAAUGGUGGACUGCAAUGGGGAAGGUGCUGUUCUUGUUGAGGCAGAAGCCAACUGUACCAUACAAGAGAUAGUUGACAAUGCAGAACAAGGACUUGUCCAUCUUGGAAAGAAGCUGGUUUAUGAUAUUCCUGGUGCCAAAAAUACCCCAGACAUACCGCCUCCUUUAGUGGUUCAGGUGACAAAUUUCAAAUGUGGAGGAUUUUCUCUCGGGCUAAGGGUGUACCAUUGUAUAUUUGAUGGAGCUACUGCUAUGGAUUUCGUAACUUCAUGGGGUGAAAUUGCCAGAGGCUUGCCCCUGAAGGUUCCUCCAUUUCUAGAUAGAUCCAUACUCAAAGCUAGAAACCCACCCAAGAUCGAGUUUCCUCAUCACGAAUUCGCUGAAAUUGAAGAUAUAUCAAACACCGCGGAUCUAUACAAAGAAGAAGAAUUGGUAUACAAAUCAUUCUGCUUUGACUCUGACAAGAUUGCAAAGCUCAAAAUGAAAGCCAUGGAAGAUGACGGGUCGGUUCUCGCCAAGUGCACUACAUUUGAAGCACUCUCAGCUUUUGUAUGGAAAGCUCGAACUCAGGCUCUAAAACUUAAGCCUGAUCAAAAAACAAAGCUCCUCCUGAUUGUGGAUGGACGAUCUAGAUUCAACCCACCAAUGCCAGAUAAGUUCUUUGGGAAUGGAGUUGCGCUAACAAAUUGUCUUUGUAGUGCAGGUGAGCUAAUUGAGAAGCCAUUGUCAUGUACAGUGAGACAAGUUCAGGAGGCAAUUAAGGUAGUCACAGAAAGUUAUAUGAGGUCAGCCAUAGAUUAUUUGGAAGUAACAAGAGCUAAUCCUUCUCUUACUUCAACACUCCUCAUCUCUUCAUGGACAAGGCUAUCUUUCCACACAACUGACUUCGGAUGGGGAGAGCCUCUGCUAGCAGGGCGGGCGACUUUCCCCUUGAAAGAGACAGCAUUGUUCCUUUCUCCGGGGAAAUUAGAUAGGAAAAGCAUUUCUGUGCUUCUCGGUCUGCCAGCCUCUGCUAUGAAGAUCUUCCAAGAAUUGACGCUCAUUUGAUCGAUCAAGAGAAAAGUAACUACUAGCUCCCACCUAUUCAUUAAAAAUUAAGUUUUCCUGGAUUUUCUUCAUACAAUAUAUAUAUAUAAUUGUGAUUGAUUGUGUUACUCAAUGUAAAACGAUUAUCCCAGUUUGGUUAAUUUAAUGGAGGA